Messenger RNA from Cydia pomonella (codling moth), 1967 nucleotides. RefSeq names its product visual pigment-like receptor peropsin. Bases 131 to 1102 code for a protein of 323 amino acids. Gene Ontology annotation, biological process: G protein-coupled receptor signaling pathway. Lineage: Eukaryota; Metazoa; Arthropoda; Insecta; Lepidoptera; Tortricidae. The transcript is spliced from 7 exons. Gene Ontology annotation, molecular function: G protein-coupled receptor activity. Gene Ontology annotation, cellular component: photoreceptor outer segment; membrane. The record is from RefSeq and is a predicted model, not a curated record.
AGUGCUGGUUCGACAACCUGCCCAGUGUCUGUGCCCACUCGCGCUAUGUGGACGUCCCCGGGACCCUAGCGCAGUACACACCUGUGUACGUUUACUUUGGUGCCAGUGCAAUAUUGUAAACUGCAGCAUAAUGCAAAGCUUGUACGAUUAUCAAGAAGAUGACUGUCCAUGGUAUUACUUUGAUAGUUCGUAUAAAACUUUAUUAGGGAGUUGUCUUUUUGUUUUCGGAGUAUUCGGGGUGCUGCUCAACGGCUGGCUUUUCAUCACCUUCAUCCACAGUCACCUGCUAACCUUCAGGAGCCAUAUUCUAGUGCUAAAUCUUUGCUCGGCGUGUCUCGGCAGGAAUUUGCUCGGAUUUCCUUUCGCGGGGGCCUCAGCGAUAACAAAACGAUGGUUAUUUGGAUCAGCGUGCUGUCAAUUCUUCGCAUUUUUAAAUCAAUUUUACGGUGUCUUUCAAAUGACUGCAUUACUUGUUAUUAUUCUAGAGCGAUACCUUCUAGCAAAGUUCUACAGACGUGAGAGGAUUCUGCACCUACGAUUAUACUAUAUCCUCGUGGGUGUAUGUUUCGUGAACGCCGCAGUGUUCGCGACGCCGCCGCUAUUCGGUUACGGGCUAUACUCCUGCGACCCGACCGGGACCGUGUGCACGUUCUUCUGGCCCUCGGGAACCUCUGGUGCCAAACAGAUAGGAUACACAGUGCCCUACGUUAUCCUUUGUGGAGUGAUACCGGUCAUUGGCAUUUUCUACUACACGGGUAAAGCCGUUCGACUAGAAACUAUUUAUUACAGAAGUGAACAACAAAAAGAACAAAAAAGAUUAACGAAGAGUGUUCACGUCCUCACAAUAUCCACGCUGGCGCUAUGGAUCCCCAGCGCAGUCUUGGCAGGGUACCAGUGGUUCCCGGCUUUGGUCCUGAGCUACCGAAGCCACGUACCACCAACAUUGGCGCUUAUAGCGCCCAUUGCAUCAGAGGCGGCGACCAGCAUCCCCGUGCUGUGCUACCUGUUCGCGGACGAGCGGCUGCGCGCGGCGCUGCUCGGCCGCGUGCGGCGGCACUACGCGCUGCUGAGGCCAGACCGCGCCAAACGCUUCCAGGCAUAGGUGGAAUAACCCAGGGCAAUCCAUAUUUUAAAGGAAACCUGAUGACUACGAAAGCACCAAGCUGCUUCGACUAGACUCGCUGUGCGCUUCCAGACCCAACCCGCCAGUAUGGCAUGCACUAGAUCUCGGUGGAAGCCUUUACGGGUGUAAUCCAAUUUGCUGCGUAGUUGUGUUGAUGACAGCGAAUGACCAGGCUACUUUGAACAGAACGCAAUAAAUGGCUUUAGGCCAGUAAGGCAUGCUCUAGAUUGCAAGGGAAGUUUUUGAUAAUUCUGUUGUGUAGAUGUAAUUACUGUGAUACUUAGCGCAUGACCAUCAGGCUGCUUCAACCAGAUCGUGCGAAGAAUUUCCAGGUCUAACCCUUAAUAAAUGUUUUUGUGAAGGAACACCGCGAGUGUAAGUGUUUUGAGUUGGUAUUUACCUACCUUUAAAAUACCCAAGUGCUCAGCUGUAAUGUUGCCAGCAUGUGUAAGAACUUGAUGACAAAAUGGACAAAAUGUGUCAGUAUCCUGUCGGUUAGGUAACCUGGUAAGAUCCAGGGCAAAUUUUGCGCUCUUGAAUUUGAAACUUUGUUUUAUUUCAAAAAUAAUUCAAAGCAUAAAUUGAACUUGUACUUGUACAAAUUCCCGAGAACUUAAAUACGAGGCUAAUGCGCAAAUUCUUCCAAGGAUUCCAGGAAUAAGUCACGACCAGUAGCUUGAUGGAGUGAUAUUGUGUGCAUGUUACUUUGUAAAGAAUGAGAUCCAUUUCCUGAGACUUUCGGUCCUUAUUAUAAACACUGCCAUUUUAUUACUUAAAUACUGAGUUGGAUAUUUAAAUUGUCUAUAAUUAUUUAUAUGCCUAAUUAAAAUAAUUCUUCAUGUUG